Molecule: messenger RNA, 1083 nt
Organism: Alternaria infectoria
Lineage: Eukaryota; Fungi; Ascomycota; Dothideomycetes; Pleosporales; Pleosporaceae
Exons: 2
Coding region: 1-1083 (360 amino acids)
Biological process (GO): biosynthetic process
Molecular function (GO): pyridoxal phosphate binding
Source: RefSeq, a predicted model, not a curated record
AUGGGGAGCAAAACGCAUUCGGCGCCGUUGCAAAACAAGUUACAAGAACUACUCGACCGCCGACGGACAAACGCAACACUCCGUAAUCUGACAUUACCACUUCAAAAUCAGACCGACUUCUCGUCCAACGAUUUUCUAUCGCUAUCCACUUCGCCGCAACUCAAAUCGGAGUACCUUCAAGAGCUGCAAAGAAUUGAUGUGCCAUUGGGUAGCGGCGGGUCAAGACUCCUAGAUGGCAACUCGACGUACGCCGAACAACUGGAGCAAGAGAUUGCCAGCUUCCAUGGAGCUGCAUCUGGACUACUGUUCAACAGUGGUUUUGAUGCAAACGCGGGCUUCUUUGCGAGUGUGCCGCAGCCGGGAGACGUGAUAGUCUAUGAUGAGCUUGUACAUGCAAGCGUUCAUGACGGCAUGCGGUUAUCACGAGCGGGGAAGACGAUCGCUUUUGAACACAACUCCAUAUCUGCCCUACAGAAUGCUUUGAUAGCAGUUCUUGGUGAGGAUGAGGGUGUGCGAGACAAGAGCUGUAAUGUGUUUGUGGCAUUGGAAUCCAUCUACAGUAUGGACGGGGACGUAUGCCCUUUAAAGGAGAUGGUGGAGGUUGUAGAAGAAGUCUUGGGCCCUGAACGAGGAUACAUCGUCAUGGACGAGGCACAUUCUACUGGUGUAUUAGGACCAGAGGGAAGGGGGUUGGUAUGUGAGCUAGGCCUCGAGAAACGCAUAUUCGCACGGCUCCACACAUUCGGAAAAGCGGUAGCGGCGAACGGAGGUACGUCUUAUAUCGUUCUCUCCAAGUCUGUGAUCGCUCAUACGCUCUUCGUACCGGUUACUCCAGUCUGGCCAGAGCGUGAAACUACAAGCCCAUCUACAGAAUCUUACCCAGCAUCUCUAUACCAGUCUUAUUUAUCUCCAAAGACAAUCGAAAUCGGCUGGUCAAGCACUCACAAUUCCAAGUGCAUGCCCGAGAUCGCCCAUAUUCGCAGUACAAUUGGCAAAACCGAAAGUCCUGGCGAGCUUUCUGCAGACUCAUGGGAUGAUGGUCCGGGCGGUGGUACCGCCAACAGUGCCGGUGGGAACUGCUAG